Bacidia gigantensis is the source of this 948-nucleotide messenger RNA. RefSeq lists its product as uncharacterized. The record is from RefSeq and is a predicted model, not a curated record. The transcript has 2 exons. The coding region runs from base 1 to 948 and encodes 315 amino acids. NCBI's taxonomy places the organism in Eukaryota, Fungi, Ascomycota, Lecanoromycetes, Lecanorales, Ramalinaceae.
AUGGAGUCGUUGCCUCCAGAAGUCCUGCUUGCCAUCGCGGAGCACGUCCCGACAUCAAGCAAGAACGAUGAUAAGUUCACAUCCCAGUAUAAUCUAGGCGACCUUCGCUUGGUCAACAAGGCCUGGUCAGACGCAGCCUCGCCCGCAAUGUUCGCGACUAUCCCACUUUGGAUCGGAUCGAAGAGUCUACAGAAUUUGACAGCCAUUUCACAACAUGCUGCAUUCCCGAGGUCACUCAUCAUCGCUUUAGAAGCUCUUGAUGAGAUACGAACACAGCUCACAGCCCUACUUCUGGGAGCGCAGGAUAUUGUCCAGUGGAAUAGGAAGAUGACAUGCCCUCGGCGCCACUAUCUCAACUUUGAUAAUUCCGCUAUGCCUUCAUUUCAAAUGUUGGCUAAAACACUUGAGCGAAGCAUGCCUGCCUUGCGAGCUUGGUCAGCCCUUACAUAUCUUGAGGUACAUGUACCAUACCGCUCUCAUGGACAAUGGCCCAGACCCAACCCUCAGCACGAAGUCACCGUGCAACGAAGCCUCAAAACACUUUUUGAAGCACUCGUCAAUCUUGAAAUGUUCUCUCUGUCAGGAACGACGAAAGGAGACUCAUCAAUUGAUAUUGUGACUGAUUACAUCUCGUCGGAUUCUUUACUUGGAAUCCGCUCGCUAAAAUUGGGUCUGAUGUCUUUCAGAGAUAUAGCUGAGAUGACGACUUUUUUUGGACGUCGUUCUAAGCACAUAAUGUAUGUCGACCUUUACUAUAUAAGUCUACAUGAUCACAGUGAACACAAGGAACGUGUAUAUGACAACAUGAGGCAAGAAUAUGACUGGACGGCGUUGAAGGGAUUUUUCCUGGAAUCCUCUCCUGGUGAUCCCGACGCCGACCUAGCACCUUUCUUGCGUUCGGAGACGGACAGAAAGCCACCGUUACCCUUAUGGUUUUACAAGGUCUAG